AUGCUGGAGGAAGUACAUGGUAUUAGGAAUGAGCUGGAAAGUGUUUUGCUGAGUGGUGCAUCGAAUGGAGGGGAAAGAAACAAGUCUCAAGACGAGAAUGAUGGUGGUAAUUUAGAAGAUAAUUUGAAGCACGAAAUAAAAAACCAAUCGAGUGAGCAAGACUCGGAUAAGAGAAUCAAUGGCUUUGCCAAGGAAGAAGAUGUAAGUGAUGAAAAGAAGAACCUUGAAUCCUCCGGUCGGGACACAAUUCCAACCGAUUCCGGUGAAGGAUCCACCGGCAGGGACACAAUUCCAACCGAUCCUGUUGAAGAAUCCACCGGCCGAGAAGCAAUCCCAACCGAUUCUGUUGAAGAAUCCACCGGCCGAGAAGCAAUCCCAACCGAUUCUGCUGAAGGAUCCACUGGCGGCGAAACGAUUCCAACCGAUUCUGUUGAAGAAUCCGUUGUUUCUUCAAGUCCCAUCCCUGUUGUCGUUUCUCAGAGUGCUCCCACUACAAGCACCAAUACCAAUGCCAAUACCAAUACCAGUGCAGCAAAUGUCAAUGCAACAGUUGAAAACUCCCGGAUAUUCAAAAAAUCGUUUGAACUGAUCUUGACCAGUAAAGAAGCUAAAAAAAACGAACAUUUCCGAAAUUUGACUCAGAAAGCACUCGAUUCACUAAAUAAUCCAGAAGAAAAAAACUCGCAGGUUUUGUUUGACGCAUUGAAAGCAUGCUGUGAAACCUCGUCGAUAGAAAUCAAAUCUAAAGCCGUUGACCUCUUUGCUAAACUUUUUGACUAUGCCCAAUUCACUGAUGAACAGGAAAAAAUCAAACUAACAAAUGCUUCGGUGAAUGUUAUAUCUGCUUGUUUCGAAGGUGAAGGAACAGACCCAGAAUUGGAACUCCAAGUGGUUAGGGCAUUAAUGCACUCAAUACUAUUAAUGCCUUGCCAUGGAGCCUCGCUAUUGCAAGCAGUAAGGCAAAUUUACAAUGUUUUCAUUUUCUCCCUCACUUCCAGAAACCAGGCAAUUGCACAAGGUAUUCUUACUCAAGUGAUUGGCACGAUUUUUACUAGAGUGCAAGAGUCAAUGUCAUCAUCUAAUAAUAACAGUUCCAUACACCUGGUGUCUCAAGAGCAGGUCUGCCUUUCCGAGAACACUGAAGAAGAAAAAUUGACUUUAACGACAUUAGAGAAGAUGAACAACUCUGAGCUUGAUUACGAUAAUGAGCGGAUUAACGAAGGGGAUAGCGAAGAAGAAACUGCAACCAAGGAUGCGUUUUUGGUUUUCAGGGCAAUGUGCAAGCUCUCCGUUAAAUCACUAGACUCCGCCACAAUUGACAUGAAAUCUCAUUCAGUGAGGUCAAAGUUGUUAUCUUUGCACAUAAUACAUACAAUCUUGAAAGAGCAUAUUGACAUAUUUUUGAGCCACGAUGUUGUGAUCAAAUCAACUAAUUCAAGUGGGAAAGUAAGAUUGAUCAAUUCGGUCAGGCAAUAUAUAAACUUGGCGUUAUCAAAAAAUGCAGCAUCGGCAUUGGCUCCAGUGUUUGAGCUUUCACUUGAGAUUUUUUGGAUUAUCAUUUCUAAUUUGAGGUCUGAGUUUAAAAGGGAAAUUCCAGUUUUCUGGGAUGAGAUUUACUUUCCGGUUGCGGAAAUGAAAUCAUCCAGUACACACCAAAAGAGGUAUUUAUUAUCCAUCAUUGAAAGGAUUUGCAAUGAUUCAAGAUGCAUCAUUGAAUUUUAUUUAAACUAUGAUUGCGACAGCAGUAUGCCAAACGUGUGUGAAAAGAUUAUAGAUUACUUAACAAAGCUUUCCUUGCAGCGAGUUGAGGUCACGUCACAGCAGAAAAAUGCCUUUAUAGAGAACAGACGCAAGGGAAUAUCUGUUUAUGAUGUAAACAAAAUCGCAAAUUUGACAAGCAGCACAAUGUCGUCAAAGCCCCCAGAACCCGAAAUCUAUAAUUCUUUCCCAAUAGAAUACGCCUUAAAGAUGACUUCUAUUAGCUGUUCAGUAGCAUUUUUACGUUCAAUGUACUCAUGGGCUCAUAAAGGUUUGGUUGGAAGUAACAAACAAAUUUUUGGUGGAAAUGCAACUAAUAGCAAUGGUUCCUUUUUAUCAUUAUCUCGAGAUCGAUCGGAUUCAAACAACACGUCGUCUGCAAAUGUGACUAGAAAUGCAUCCUUUGUGAAUGGAGAAGAUAGUAUCAAAUCUGAAACCGACAAGAUUGAACAGUUUGAAACUCAAAAGCAAAGGAAAAAAGCUUUGCUUGAAGGAAUAAGACAGUUUAAUCAAAAGCCUAGAAAAGGAGUAGAUUUUCUUAUGAAACAUGGUUUUAUCGAAAGUGAUACGCCGGAAGAUAUUGCUAAAUUUCUUCUUGAAACAGAUGGAUUGGAUAAAGCCACCAUUGGAGAAUAUCUAGGAGAAGGAGAUGAGAAGAAUAUCGCCAUUAUGCAUGCCUUUGUUAAUCAAAUGGAGUUUGAUAAAGCUGAAUUUGUGGAUGCAAUGAGGCGAUUUUUGCAAUCUUUUAGAUUACCAGGAGAAGCGCAAAAAAUUGAUAGGUUUUUGUUAAAGUUUGCCGAGAGAUACGUCAUGGGAAAUCCUGGUGUAUUUGCCAACGCUGAUACCGCCUACAUUUUAGGAUAUUCCGUAAUCAUGCUCAACACAGAUUUGCACUCUCCACAAGUGAAGAAUAGAAUGACGUUUGAGAGCUUUGUGAUGAAUAAUGCGGGCAUUGACGACGGUAAUGAUAUACCCAGGGAGACAUUGAAAACAAUAUAUGACCAAAUUUUGCACAACGAAAUCAAAUUACAGUCAGAACAACAUGCAGCAUUAUUAGCUGGAGACUUGCCAGUGACACCUAGUAGUCAAUCAAUAGGAUUCUUUGGUGGCAGAGAUUUAACCCGCGAAGCAUAUAUUUUUGCGUCAAAAGAGAUGUCUACCAAGGCUGAAAAGCUCAUGAAAAACUUGGGAAGAAAUAUGAGGCUCGAAGAUCUGAACACAAUGUACUAUGCAGCCACGAGUGUGCUACACGUGAAGUCCAUAUUUGAUACAUUAUGGAUGUCAAUUUUGGCGGGGUUGACUCCGCCCUUUAAGGAGUACGAUGAAGAGUUUGUUACAAAAGCGUGUUUGGAAGGAAUCAAACUAUCCAUUCGCAUAGCUUGCAUGUUUGACUUAAAGUAUGCAAGAGCUUCUUUCAUUGGAGCUCUUGUUCAAUUUCAGAAUUUGAAUAAUUACGAAGAGAUGAAACAAAAAAACGUCGCUGCAAUACAUAUCAUGCUUGAGUUGGCAGUAUCCGAGGGGAGCCAAUUGGGCGAGUCUUGGAUUCCAAUUUUGACUUCAAUCUCGCAAAUUGAGCGAUUGCAGUUGAUUGCCCAAGGAGUUGAUCAAAAUUCGAUACCAGAUGUGACCACGGCAAAGUUGGUUACUAGAUCUUCCGUCGAUAGUCUGAGAACAAGUGCCAGCUUUUUUGGUUCCUUUUCAUCACAAACACCUGCACAAUCUGCUUCUAAUAAGUUUCACAAUCAACAUCUUUCCCCAGAUGUGGCCAGGAUGUUUUUGAAAACCGACUUGGAAGUUGCCAUUGAUAAGGUGUUUACAAAUAGCUCGAAUCUAUCUGGUCCAAGUAUUGUAGAAUUUGUUAAAGCAUUAUCCGAAGUGGCAAAGGAAGAGAUUGAUUCUUCAGGCAAAAGUUCAAAUCCGCGAACAUUUUCGUUACAGAAAUUUGUGGAUAUUUGCUAUUAUAACAUGGACAGGAUACGGUUAGAGUGGUCACAACUAUGGGCUAUUAUGGGAGAAACAUUCUACGAGCUCGGUUGCCACCCCAACACUUCCAUUCUGUUUUUUGCAUUAGACUCAUUGCGACAGCUCUCAAUGAGAUUUUUGGAGAUUGAUGAAUUGGCGCACUUCAAAUUCCAAAAGGAGUUUUUGAAGCCGUUUGAAUACGUUAUAAUUCACAACAACUCCCUUGAAGUUAAGGAUAUGGUUUUGGAGUGCAUGAAUAAUAUGAUAAUGGCAAGGGCCAGCCAAAUCAAAUCAGGUUGGAAGACUAUUUUCAACGUUUGCACUGCUGCGGCCAAGGAAUAUAAAGAAUCCCUAGUGUUGAAGUCAUACAAAAUGGCGAUUUGGAUCAAUAAAGAAUAUAUAGAGGAGGUUCGAAAACAGGACUCCUUUUCUGACCUAGUGGUCUGCUUCACAACAUUGGCCAAGAAUGAGAAGUUUCAACGAUUAAGUUUAUUGUCAUUGGAUGUUUUGUCUCGAUUGAUAUAUGAGAUUGCACAGUAUAGUUUUUCUAACGAAAAAGACAAAAAUGUACAAAGUUCAGAGAAAGAAGAUCAUAUGCAGAAGCUUUGGUUCCCAGUAUUAUUUGGAUUUCACGAUAUAAUUAUGACAGGUGAAGACUUGGAGGUGAGAUCAAAGGCAUUAAACAGUUUAUUCGAGCUACUUCUGAAGUACGGAAAGUACUUUGAUCGAGAGUUUUGGAAUUUGAUAUUUCACGAUUUAUUGUUUCCCAUCUUCAGUAUCUUGAGUAACCAUUGGGAAUUGAGUUUGGAUGGCUUAAAUGACAAGUUAUCAGUAUGGUUAUCAACAACCUUGAUUCAGGCAUUAAAAAGUAUGAUCAGUAUGUUCACACAUUACUUUGAUGCUUUGAAUCAUUUACUAGUCGAAUACUUGAAAUUAAUAACAUCUUGUAUCUGUCAAGAAAAUGACACCAUUGCAAGGAUUGGGCGCGAGUGCUUGUGCAUCUUGCUAAUUGAUAAUUCGCAUAAGUUUGAAACGAAGCAUUGGGGUGAAAUUGUAGAUGCAUUCGCCACCUUAUUUGAUCUUACUACAGCAAAGGAGUUGUUCUUAUUGGAUCCAUCACGAGAAAAUGAACAAGAGAGUGAAAAAGAAGAAGGAGAAGAAGAAGAAGAAGAAGAAGAUGCAGAGAUUGAGAAUGGCAACGAGAAUGAGGAGGAGGAGGGGGAGAAAAAGAAGAAAAAGGAUAAUAAGAAGGACAUGUUUUCUAAACUGCAGAAACUGGUUGUCGAUGAAAAUGAACAGCGCUUGAAGAAAUCGAAAGAGAAGUCAUCCAUAGUUGUGAAGAGUGUUUUGCAAUUGCUAUUGAUUCAAACUUUAUCUGAGCUAUUUGAACAAGAUGAUCUCUAUGAAAGUAUACCAUACGAAUACUUGAUAAAAAUGGCCCAAUUGUUAUUCAAAUCGUACGAAUUUGCCAAAACGUUCAAUGACAACUACGAGUUAAGAGUGCGCUUAUGGAAUGCAGGCGUCAUAGAGAGAUUGCCCAAUUUGUUGAAGCAGGAGUCGUCUUCUUCAGCUGUGUUUAUCAGCAUUAUGUUUAGAAUGUACUGUGAUGACGACAAAACCCAGAGAGAAGAUAAAGAAACUAUUUUAGGAUACUUGAACCCCUUGUGCACAAGCAUCACCAACCGAUAUUGCGAUUUUGACGAGACAAACCAGCAACGGAAUGUAAACACCUGGAAACCUGUAAUUAUAGAGAUUUACGAAGGAUAUGUUGAGUUAGAUGAGGAGGACUUUAAGAGAUUCGGUCCUAAUAUGUACAAGUUGGUUUUGAGAUUGCUCAAUAGGAGUAUGACCACUGACUUGAGGACUGCUCUACGCUCAUUUUUGACAAGAAUUGGAGAAGACUUUGUAAAAUCUUAA
This is a messenger RNA of Lodderomyces oxycetoniae, 5637 nucleotides long. It is a transcript of the gene SEC7, whose product is annotated as Arf family guanine nucleotide exchange factor. The transcript has a single exon. The coding region runs from base 1 to 5637 and encodes 1878 amino acids. Gene Ontology annotation, molecular function: guanyl-nucleotide exchange factor activity. Gene Ontology annotation, biological process: regulation of ARF protein signal transduction. The record is from RefSeq and is a predicted model, not a curated record. Lineage: Eukaryota; Fungi; Ascomycota; Pichiomycetes; Serinales; Debaryomycetaceae.